GUUCUUCCUGCUUUGUAAGCUGUAUUGUUAGCUGUAUUGUUUGUAACAUAUGUGCGUUUCUGUUGUUUGUUUCGUGUGCAGAGGUGACACAGUCGCUGUGUGCCUUGUCAGUCAAGCCUAACUAACACCUUAACGGGAAGAGCUUAUUAGAACCAGCUAAUAGGAGACACUAGACCUUGGCAAUUAGGUGGGAUUUGGGGUAAUUGACAAUGACCCCACAUCACUGAGUGCUCAUUUUAUUUUUCUCACUUAAAGCCAUGGAAGAAGGAUGUCUUCUCAGUUCAUUUGAGAUUUAAACUGAUCCCUUCUCAUAUAACUUUCGUCCUAGCAGGUAUGAGGAACAUGUGCAACAGAUCUACGACAUUCUGUUCUUUUUGGAGAUGAAUUUUAGAAAUUCAAUUCCAGUAAUACAGACUUUCCUUUAUGCUCAUAUCCCUUUGAAGAGAGGUGCUAAGCAGAUGAUGACACCUGAGAAGGACUUAGUAGUGUUUUGUACCACUCAAUAAUAUUAGCAUAAAUCAGAUUAAUACCAUAGACGUCAGAUCCUGUCCAUUGUUUGAAGGGCACUGACAACAUAGUUUCAAAUGGACAUGAUUUGUACCAUAAGAGCAGGAUAUUUUUCUCCUCUGGUUAUAUCUGUGUUUAAUACAGCUAUGCAGUUUUCAUCUGCAACUGCUCUGAAUUGGUUGCAGCACUUGGAUACUUCUCCAUAACAUGAGUCAUUCUAGAGAUUUAAGAUAUAGUUGUCUUCCAUUCGGUUGUUAACUAAUACCCACAGUUCGAAUGGGUUUCGAUUGUCAUGAAGUUGUUUUACCAGUCUAAACUCCACUGGAGAAACUUUUCUAUUGCUUGUGAAACACCCUGAAAUCCUCUGGCAACACUGAAGGAAAAGGCUGAUGCAAUUAGGUGUUUGCAAAACACUGGAGUACAUGAAGUGAAGCUAGCAAAGUGUUUCUGAACACCAACACAAGCUCUCCUGGACACACCUGCCACUCAAGCCGUGAGCAAGAAUGAUGCCAGAAACCAUUUUGCUGGAGUGAGCAGAAGAACCUAACAUUCUGUGACCUCAGAGUACUCCAGAGGACUGUGAGCAAAGAUAAACAGGGCAUGUGAACGGCCUCAUGAUGCUGCUGCACUGCAACAUGCCAUCUCAGGGAUGCAAGCUACCUCUGUCUGCUUGUGCCCUUGCAGUGUGUCUCCAUGCGAGAUUUUAGCCCCUGUCCUGUACCAUGGCUACUACAUCAGGCCUCGGAUCAAUAAGCAGCUGGAUCGAGGCACCUCUGAGAUCAGCCUUAAUGACCACAAAUUCCAGGUGUUCCUGGAUGUCUGUCACUUCCUGCCAGAUGAGCUCACUGUCCGCACCGUAGACAACCUGCUGGAAGUGAUGGGGCAGCACCCGCAGAAGGCUGACCGCCAUGGCUUCAUCUCCCGAGAGUUCACCAGGACCUACAUACUCCCUCUGGAUGUUGAUCCCUUGCUGGUGAGAGCCACAUUGUCCCACGAUGGCAUCUUAAGCAUUGUGGCUCCCCGGACAGGGAAGGAGGUGAAGGCCAGAGUCAACGAGGUGAAGAUAACCCAACAGGAGCCAUCAGUGGGGAAAGAAGAGCAGUCUGAGGAAGGAAAAGGGAAGGAAGAAUCCUAAAGGCCCCAUAUCCGGGCUUACACAGGGAAGGUGGGUGGGACAGGGAUGGGGAAUCCACAGUGCCAGACCCCUAUUUCUCACCAUCAGUGUUUGCAGCCAUAUGUAUGCCAGACUUCUGCUUCUUAAGGCUGAUGGCUGAAAAAAGGGACUUGGAACUGAAAAAAGAGGGGGACUAUAGUGUUAGUGUGAGAGACUGUAAUGCAAGUUUUCUCCUAGGUCAAGUGCUCAUUGAGCACCAUGCAUGAUGUUCUUCUCUCACCCCAAAUGGCAAGGGUCACUCUUACCCUAAUCUGUGAGGCUGUGUCACAGUGGACUGUUAAACAGCUGCUGUGCUCUAGCCCAGAAGAGUACUGGAAAGAGGGAAAAGAUGAUCCCAGUGCCUCACUUCUGAGUUGACCUUUGUGGAAAUAGAAGGCACUUGUUGGUCUGUAAAAGUGCCUGCAGCUCUCAGGAGG
This is a messenger RNA of Tyto alba (common barn owl), 2097 nucleotides long. It is a transcript of the gene HSPB2, whose product is annotated as heat shock protein family B (small) member 2. Gene Ontology annotation, molecular function: structural constituent of eye lens; protein folding chaperone. Bases 1157 to 1642 code for a protein of 161 amino acids. The record is from RefSeq and is a predicted model, not a curated record. The transcript has 3 exons. Gene Ontology annotation, biological process: response to heat; protein refolding. Lineage: Eukaryota; Metazoa; Chordata; Aves; Strigiformes; Tytonidae.